CUCAGCGGUUUCGAGGAGAGAGUCCAUGUCACCGUUCUCUGUGCCGCCGCCGGCGGCGAUCUUCUCCCCUAAUUCGGGACCUGGCGGAAUAUCUCAUCAACAGUCUCUAGCGCAAGUCACUUCUCAGGAUGCUCAAUCGCAUUCUCAAAUGCAUAAUCUACCGGAUGCAAAUAAUAAUUCUUUUGAAUCGGGAUGUACUUCUCAUUGUAAUCAGAGGUCCCAGCCUGCUUCUCUCAUCAUCGAUAAACCAGUUGAUGAUGGCUACAAUUGGCGAAAGUAUGGACAAAAGCAGGUAAAGGGCGGCAAGUAUCCUCGGAGCUACUACAAAUGUACCCAUCCAAGCUGUCCAGUUACGAAAAAGGUCGAGCGUUCUCUUGAAGGUGAAGUAACCGAGAUAAUCUACAAGGGCCAGCACGAUCAUCAGAAGCCCCCAAGGCAUUCAAAGGAGUCCAAUGAAUUAACUGGGAACCUAGAUUGUGCUAAUAAUGCUGACACUAGUUCUAAAAAAGAGAGUGAAUUUGGUCAUGGGACAUCUGAACAGUUACCUGGAUCAAGCGAUGAUGAGGAGGGAGAUGCUGACAGUGAACCUGAACCGAAGAAAAGGGCUGUUGAUGUCAGGGAAACCGAACCGACGUCUUCUCACAGGACAGUCACAGAGCCGAGAAUCAUUGUGCAGACAACAAGUGAGGUUGAUCUUCUGGAUGAUGGUUUUAGGUGGAGAAAGUAUGGGCAGAAGGUGGUUAAGGGGAAUCCUUACCCCAGGAGUUAUUAUAGGUGCACUAGUGCAGGAUGCAAUGUUCGAAAGCAAGUGGAACGAGCUUCAACAGACCCCAAAGAAGUUAUAACAGCAUACGAAGGAAAACAUAACCAUGAAAUUCCAGCAGCUAGAAACAGCAGCCAUAACACUGCAAACUCCAUCGCCGCUGCUGAUAUUUUGCAGCCAAAAGUUCACAACCCCAUACCCAGUCAUCAAUCCUUCUUCAAGAGGGGUGAUUUAAGAAACAAUGUUUUAUUGGCCAGUUGCAGUUCUCCAGCUGAAAGAACACGGCAUGCCUUAAGUUAACCUUGUUCUGCAACAUAAGUUCACUGUGUAUUUUGCUGUAACUUAGUUUUUGUACCCUUUUUUGGAGUUUUUUUAAUCCUUGUUGACAUCUCUUUUUCCAUUUAUAUGUUAUAGCUUGUGGUAUACACAAUUGUAAUACAAUUAGUACUCGUUAGAUGUACACCUUGUAUAUGGCUUUCUUUUCUCCUGAAA
Messenger RNA from Asparagus officinalis (garden asparagus), 1255 nucleotides. RefSeq names its product probable WRKY transcription factor 4. Bases 26 to 1063 code for a protein of 345 amino acids. Gene Ontology annotation, molecular function: sequence-specific DNA binding; DNA-binding transcription factor activity. NCBI's taxonomy places the organism in Eukaryota, Viridiplantae, Streptophyta, Magnoliopsida, Asparagales, Asparagaceae. The transcript is spliced from 4 exons. Gene Ontology annotation, biological process: regulation of DNA-templated transcription. The record is from RefSeq and is a predicted model, not a curated record.